Messenger RNA from Drosophila innubila, 2850 nucleotides. RefSeq names its product retinoblastoma family protein (gene Rbf2). The coding region runs from base 118 to 2499 and encodes 793 amino acids. The transcript has 2 exons. Gene Ontology annotation, cellular component: transcription regulator complex; nucleus; chromatin. The record is from RefSeq and is a predicted model, not a curated record. NCBI's taxonomy places the organism in Eukaryota, Metazoa, Arthropoda, Insecta, Diptera, Drosophilidae. Gene Ontology annotation, molecular function: RNA polymerase II transcription regulatory region sequence-specific DNA binding. Gene Ontology annotation, biological process: cell differentiation; negative regulation of G1/S transition of mitotic cell cycle; regulation of transcription by RNA polymerase II.
CAAAAAGUACAGUGUGACCAACAUUGGUUUACUGCGCUGCGUCGCAUUUUAAUAUUCGCGCCGAUAAAAAUAUAGAUAAAAAUAUUAUUUGCACAAUUAUUAAAAUUAAGCUGGCAAAUGAUGGAGCGAGAGGCAAACGGUGUGAUCCUUAAUCGCUUUGUCGCUAAUUGUCGCGCAUUGCGAAUCGACACAGAAAUCAAGCAAAAUGCGAUCAAAACAUUCCAUAGUUUGAAUGUAGAUGGAGUGCUAUCCAAUGAUGCGGACGACUGGCUGUGCUGCGCGGUGUACAGUGAACUCCAGAAGAACAAAAUGAAGGACAUGCGACAAGACGAAGAGCAUUCCAAAACCAAAGACUUGGAAUCGUGGGACAAGAAGGCACGCUUCCACAGCUGGAACAUUUCGGUGACAGAGGUGCUGCGCAUCUUUAAGAUCAACAUUAAGAAAUUCUUGAAACGAAUGGAGCAUUGGAAUUGGAUGGCACAGAAUCCAGAUGUUUUCCAACAGGAGAUAUGUGACCUGGAUCGUCGUUUGGGAAUUACAUUGCUCCUUGCGCAUCACUACAAGCGCAUCUUUAACCAGCUGUAUGUGUUGCCAGUGUCCAAAGAGAGUCAAUCGCAUUACCACAUGAUCUAUGAAUUUGGCUGGCUGCUAUUCCUAGUGAUCCGCAACGAGCUGCCCAACUUUGCUACUACCAACAUCAUCAAUGGUUGUCAGGUGCUCAUCUGUGCCAUCGAAUUGGUUUUCCUAAAUGCGCUUGAGGUUCACAAAUCGCAUAUAAUCAACACAGACUUUAAGGGUGUGCCCCCCAAGUGGUGUACCAGUCACUUUGACACUAACCGAUUGGACAAGUACAGUGCCAUUGAAGCUAUAUGCCAACUUAUACCAGAGCUACCGGAAAAAGGUGUUUGCAUUAUGAAGAGUUCCUUCUUCCACGAGGCUGUGAUGGGAUUGUUUAUGGAUCAGCGUCUGCUGGGCAACGAUCGCGUCAAGCGCGAAUUGAUUAAAGAUGGCAUUCUAGAGGUGAACUUGACUUCUCUAAAUCGCUGCUACGCUAUUCAUGUCUCCGACAUUAGUGAAAUGGACGAGCGUGUUCUAUUGAAGUACGAUGCUCAGUCUCCGACAAAUAAAGCAAGAGAUACAAAGUUGUCAAAUGGAAAGGAAGACACUGCAUUUGCAUUUGCAGAUCAGCUGGUGGACGACACACAACGCGACAAUCUGCGGCAGCUGGUGUGGCAAGAAUUGCCCAAAUCUCUACCAGUCUAUAUUAGCAAUGUCCUCGGAAAAAGCGAUUCCAGUUUGCUGCAAAACUCUUUGCGCGACAUGUGCCUCAAGUUUGAGGUUGCUGCGAAUCUGAACCAGGAUGCAGCUGAGUGCCGCUUUAAGCUGGUUAGUGGCUUGUAUUACAUGCUGCUGGACAAGAUUACGGAGGCCGAGCUGCGUCGCAGGCCAACAAUCAAACUGGGACAGAUGCUGAUGCAGCUGCAGAGCACCUUUAAUGCCACCCUCAUUGCCUGCUGCUUGCAACUGGUGUUGCACAUCUUUGAGACGCAGGAGACGUCGCUGCAGUUUCCUUGGCUGCUCGACUGCUUUGACAUCGAUGCCUUCGAGUUUCAGAAGAUACUCGAGCUGGUUGUGCGUCAUGAAAGCGGCUUGCUUACACGUGACCUCAUCAAACAUUUGCGGGAAGUGGAGGCCCAAUGCAUCACCUCGCUAAUCUGGCGCAAGAACUCACAGUUGUGGCGUAUAUAUGCCGGAGCAGGUCUGCCCACCUACCAGAGCGUACAGUCGAGCUCGGGUCAGGAGAAUUCCAAGGUGACUCAAGGCUCAAUCGUUAUUUGCCUGCGCAAGUUUUAUCACCUGGCCAACCAGCGACUAAGCUACCUCUGUAAGGGAUUAUCGCUGCUCGCCAGAUACACGCAAAUCUGGCACAUUGUGGAGCACUCCAUUGUAGUGCUCGGCACCGAACUGCUGCAGCAACGUCAUCUGGACCAGCUGCUCAUGUGUGCUGUGUAUCUUUGUGCGCGCACGGCGCGACUGCGCAUCAGUUUUAGUGACAUCAUUCAGCAGUACCGUCGUCAGCCACUUGCCCGGAGUGACAUCUAUCGCGCCGUACACCUGACGGACGGCCAAGCAGCCACAGACAUCAUCAGCUUUUAUAAUCAAGUGUAUGUUAAACGUAUGGCCGACUACGCGCGAGAACUGCAAUGUGAGCAGUUCUCGGAUUCGAAUUCGGAUUCGAUUCCAACUUCAUCUGUCAUUCGACCACUGCAGAAUAUCAGCAACAAAAUGUGUCUCAAGAGCAACGGCCAUAAAACCAACGUCUUUGUCUCUCCGGAGGCCAUGCCUCCCAUAUGCAUGUACAACAGAUGCAAGGCCAAAAUCAUCACUCAGUUGGCGACUCCGGUGAAUCUGAAACGCGCUCACUCCACUAACGAGCUGGGUGAACCCACAUCCACUAAGCGUCCCAAUAUACUUUCCCGUCGCACUACCUUUCAAUAAUUCGUGGAUGUGGCAUGAAGAACCUAGAACUAUAAUGUGGCAUUGUUGUCUGAAUAGAUCUCCGCAGUUAUGAUAACAUUUUCGUAGUGUAUAGAUUAUGCUACUUAUAAUUGUACAUUACAAAUUUAUUAUUUGCAUGAAUAUAUUUCAUAUUUAAUUUGAAGAUAAAAGGGGAUUAGUUUCUGGUCCCAAAAUAAAACUAAAGCACAUCCUCCACAUUUUGAAGAAAAUAGAUAUCCUUGCAGAACAUUGUAGUUUAGACAAAUUCCAAAACAACUGCUCUUAUAAUUUGCAAAAAAAUAAUGAAAACUUGACUUACACUUAAAUAAAACAUUGAUAUUUUCAUACAUA